AUGGCAGGCAUGGCAGCGGAUUACAGUGUUUUGGACGAGUCAUCUGUUGGAAACUCAGGCUUGGAGCUGGAGAAGUUGCUGGAAAGCGAACGAGGACUGCCGGCCGGGGACCAUGCUUGGGGUAUUUAUGGAAACUCAGAGAAUCAGAACGGUCAACAGGGGAGCCAUUUUUGGCUCCCCUCCCACCUUGACUGGGAGCUUGAGCGAACAUGGGACCCUGCGGCGGCGCCUGCAGCUCGAAUGGACAUGGGCUGGAACGAUGGGUCAGGCACCAGGAACAACAGCCAACAGGACGCUCGGGUGGCAUUAGAUGGUGAGGCCGUGGCCUUUGGCACACGUGACGCCAAGACCGCCCACGAAAGAUUUAUUUCCCUAGAAUACUAG
Messenger RNA from Penicillium angulare, 384 nucleotides. RefSeq lists its product as uncharacterized. Lineage: Eukaryota; Fungi; Ascomycota; Eurotiomycetes; Eurotiales; Aspergillaceae. The transcript has 3 exons. The record is from RefSeq and is a predicted model, not a curated record. Bases 1 to 384 code for a protein of 127 amino acids.